AUGGCCCCUGCCGCCCCCAAAGUUCUUGUUCCUGAAUCUAUCCUAAAGAAGCGCCGUACACUUCAGCAAGUAAAGGCAAAACGUGCUGCUAAGGCUGUUGCUGAACGUGUUCAUCGCAAGAAAGUCCGUCAGAUCGCAUUUAAGAGCGCCGAGAAGUAUGUCAAGGAAUAUCGUCAGCUUGAAAAGCAAAGCGUAAUCUUGCGUCGUCAGGCGAAAGCUACCGGCAACUUUUACGUCCCCGCUGAGGCUAAAAUUGCUUUUGUCAUCCGAAUUCGUGGUAUUAUUGGUGUGUCCCCCAAGGUCCGCAAGAUCUUGCAGCUUUUGCGUCUUCGCCAGAUUCAAAAUGGCGUGUUCGUGAAACUGAACAAAGCUACCAUCAACAUGCUUCGGCUGGUUGAGCCCUUUGUGACCUACGGUUAUCCAAACCUUAAGGUGACCCGUGAGCUCAUUUACAAGCGUGGGUUUGGCAAGGUCCGCGGCCAGCGAAUUCCUCUGACGAAUAACGCUGUAAUUGAGCAAUGUCUGGGCCAUGUCGGCAUAAUUUGUAUUGAGGACCUGAUCCACGAGAUUUUCACUGUUGGUGAGCACUUUAAGCAGGCGGCUAACUUCUUGUGGCCUUUCCAGUUAUCGUCACCAAAUGGUGGAUACACCAAGAAGCUGCUCCACUUCGCUGAAGGCGGUGACGCUGGAAAUCGUGGUGCUGAGAUUCACAAGUUCAUCAAGCAAUGUCUAUAA
This is a messenger RNA of Plasmopara halstedii, 735 nucleotides long. RefSeq names its product ribosomal protein l7. Gene Ontology annotation, molecular function: structural constituent of ribosome; RNA binding. Gene Ontology annotation, cellular component: cytosolic large ribosomal subunit. The record is from RefSeq and is a predicted model, not a curated record. The coding region runs from base 1 to 735 and encodes 244 amino acids. The transcript is spliced from 2 exons. Gene Ontology annotation, biological process: maturation of LSU-rRNA from tricistronic rRNA transcript (SSU-rRNA, 5.8S rRNA, LSU-rRNA). Lineage: Eukaryota; Oomycota; Peronosporomycetes; Peronosporales; Peronosporaceae.